Penicillium canariense is the source of this 954-nucleotide messenger RNA. RefSeq lists its product as uncharacterized. The transcript is spliced from 2 exons. NCBI's taxonomy places the organism in Eukaryota, Fungi, Ascomycota, Eurotiomycetes, Eurotiales, Aspergillaceae. The record is from RefSeq and is a predicted model, not a curated record. The coding region runs from base 1 to 954 and encodes 317 amino acids.
AUGCUGCUGGAAAAUGGUGCUGAUCCAGGCCAGAGAGAUAAAUGGGGGGCUAUUCCUCUCGGCGAAGUAAACUCAGCUGCUGGAGAAUGCAUUGAGCACCCAGAAAAAGUUCCCUUACUCCUCGAAUUGUACAGACUCUUUGUUCGCGAGUUCGGAGACGAGCUAUUUGAAGACCUUGACAGAAGGUGGCGAGCUACAUCUGGCUUCCAAGGCCCCCCCGAGGCUCUCUCUUUAAUACAGGGGCAUUUUUUCAAGUCCUAUUCCGAUUUGUCCCUUGAUGUUCGGUUUAAGCGGACAAUGACCCUUGAUGACUGGUGGGUGCGUGCAAGCCCAAGUACGCUCCGAAUAGCGAUGGGCGGGGAUCAUAUUGACCCUGCCGCCUACUUACUUGAAGAUGAUAACGGAGAAACUCUCCUAUAUCGGAUUGUGCAGAGCAUGGCCGUUGAUUUCGCUGAAAAAAGGAGCAGGGACAACCCGAAGUGGCGCCAGCUGCUUUCUGAAGCAAUCGCAGCAUCUGCCGAUCCCUGCCAUUUGUCAUAUAAGUACGGAAGGCCGAGGACGCCUCUAACAGAAUUUCUCCGAUAUUUCACCAAGAAUUGGACAGAAAUUAGGCGAGCGGGUUAUAAGUUUCACUCCAUUAUUCAGUCAUGGGCAUUAGAGCUUCAAUUGGCUGGUGUUGAUUUAGAAAAAUAUGGGGCGAAGGAGAAAGCACUACUUAUGUCUGGUGUUGUUGAUCCGGAUGUCUACAUAUACGUUGGCCUUCAAAGAUCCGGCCCGGGGAUUUAUCCUGGAAAAGGGGAACAUCUUCACUUUCACUUUCUGUCACUUGAAUUUGGGCCAAGUCCAAAAGACUGGAAAUUAUGGGCCUCCAAUCCGGUGGAUGAAUUGGUAUGGCAAUUCUGGGGGAUGGUAGAGAAGAGGGAGCAAGUUAUGCCAGGUACAUGGAUAGAUUAG